Micropterus salmoides (largemouth bass) is the source of this 1707-nucleotide messenger RNA. RefSeq names its product MAPK regulated corepressor interacting protein 2 (gene mcrip2). The transcript has 5 exons. The record is from RefSeq and is a predicted model, not a curated record. Bases 878 to 1312 code for a protein of 144 amino acids. Lineage: Eukaryota; Metazoa; Chordata; Actinopteri; Centrarchiformes; Centrarchidae.
UUAAAGUAUCAAAUGACAACAAAAACUAACAGUGACCGCAGAAACAAUGCAGGAUAUUCACAUUGAAGUAUAAAAAUAUAUCGCAGCAAAACACACAUCCUAGUCCUUAUCCAUUUAAAGACAAUCACAAUUUUCCCAGCUCAUAUGCACUCUAUUUGUAUUUGCAUUUACAGGACGUCAAAUAGCACAUUAUUUUCCAUGUGGGUUAAACACUAAACGUGCUUGGAAGACUGGAUUUGAUAUAGCGUGUGUAAUCAAAAAUAGUGUUUCAUUUUGAAAGUUCUGACAGGAAGUCUUGUUCUUCAUUCUGCGUGGCUUGACGCUGUCCAAGCAUGUUAGCUUUCCGUCCUGAUGAAAAUAUCAAAGUGUGUAGUGUCCUUGUAUUCUGUCAGCGAGCGGAGCUGUUGCGGUCAGUCCCGGAGCCUCAGUGGAGCACAGAGCGCAGAGUGUCCGGCCUGCAGUGUCACUGUCCCCGGACGUCAGGAACCAUAGUGUCCCGGCUCUGACUGACUGAUCCCCGGCACGCGGAGCCGCUUUCUCCUUGGAUGACCUACACGCAACCUCUCGCACGACCAGCGGACGUCGGUUCACUACAGCUGAACACCUGCUGGGUAGUAGGAGAAGCGGGGUACGCAUUAACACACAGCGGACAACAAGUCAAAGCGAGUCUCCUGCAGGUUUCAGGCCGACUCUGGAGCAGCUGACCUGGGGAACUAAAGACGACGCUGCGAUUUCCCCCCCAUCGUGGCUGCGUCAGGAGGAGCGGGCAGAGGACUGGAAGUUGCAGAGUUGACAGUCGCCUCAUAACGUUACCUGACAAGACAGACAGCCUUACAGCACAGACACUACAGAGUUUCUGGAGGUUACUGGCGCUCACAUGAUGUACACAAUCACCAGAGGUCCCAGCAAACUUGUUACACAACGGAGGACAGGUCCCACACAACAAAUCGAGAGCAAAUUCAGCGACUUGAAGCUCAAGCCAACGUCUUGGCUCUCAUCGAACUCUCCGCCCCCAAAGAUUGUGUUCAACCGUCUGAACGGGAAGCGCUACCACAGCGGGGCCACACAGAAGACCUCCAGCCCAGCAGAGGGAUUCACUCCCGCACAUGAAGAGAACGUCAGAUUUGUGUAUGAAGCAUGGCAGGAAGUGGAGCAGAAGCUGGGGGGGGGUGGAGGGGAGCCAACUGACUGCCAGGGACCCAUUCAGUAUGCUGAGAAGACUCCCAGUGCUGAGAUGAAGAACUUUGUUCCCAUAGACUUGGAGGAGUGGUGGGCUCAGCGCUUCCUUGCCAACAUUGCCAACCUGUCAUGACCGGGUGAGGCUUUGAGCCGGGACAGGACGCAUCCCGAAGGUGGACAGGAGGCGAGUCAGUCUCCAGGAUAUGCGGUGCAAAAGGGUCAUGCGUAAUUUGGAAUCUGAUUUGAUGCCCUGUGCUUCACGCCGCUGUAGAGAAAACUGGUUGCACAAAACAACUCCUCCCCCCCGGUGCAACAACAGCAACCUGACUGUGGAUUUGACAGUGUUGACGCAUGGUUGUGCUGCUAUGAAGGAACAGUCUCUCGCUACUUCAAUGACAUAUCGGAUAGAAGCAGAGUUUGAAGAACCUGCCUCCUUGCUCAAGUGUGCUGAGCUGUAUGAAUGUCAUAGCUGUUCUUUUAUUAGGAAUCUAUUGAAGAGCAAAAAAAGUAAAAUGUUUUUCAAAAAUG